CCAACAAUUCCAUCAUCUGCAGUUGGAUUUUCAAUAGCGUAGAUGAGUUCAUUCAGCCUAGCAUCGUAUCUCAUUCCGUUGCCUCGAACCUUUGGUCCUAUCUGAAAAAGAGGUAUAGUAUGUCCAAUGGUCCUCGUAUUUAUCAAUUGAAAAUAGAGUUGAAUGCACUAUGGCAAAAGGGACAAACCAUAGUGGCUUACUAUAAUCAAUUUAUUACUCUUUGGAAUCAACUGCAUGGAACUGGAGAUCCAACUAGAGGGUGUACCUGUGCGGCCGCCGCUACAACAAGAGCGAAGUUUGAACGUGAAAAGACAAUUGAUUUCAUGUUAGGAUUGGAUGAUGAGCAAUUUGGUCAUCUACAUUCUAACCUUCUUGGUACGGAACCAAUUCCUGAUUUUGAUAGGGCGUUUUCUCUUGUCUCACAAGAAGAACGUCAUCGCACAAUCAUUUGGAGCCGUGAUGACAAAACUGAGGCAAUGGCAUUCGCCACAUGCCGCGAUGACAAACCUGCACGUCCUUCUCCACCCCUGGAGAAGCUAAGGUGCACACACUGUUGCCGCACAAACCACAACGUUGAUGCGUGUUAUGAAAUUGUUGGUUUUCCGGCCCAUUACACUCAACUCGCCGCCACUCGUGGACCUGCGGCUAGAGGAGGAUGCACAGACAACAGCGGUUGUGGACAUACAGCUGGUGGCCGCGGGACUGGACGUAGCAACCAGAUGGAAGCCGCCGAUGGUGGCACCGGCAUGGCACACAUGGCAACCGACGAAGCACAGGGAACCAACCUCAGCGAUGAAAUGGCACGUCUGGUGUCUCUGCUAGAAUCAUCCAAUGCUGCACAAUAUAAUGGUUUAGGAAGGGAAUUGAUAAGGCGAAAGAUUAAACUUGCCUACGGAGGAGGUAGUGUUGGCCUUCAAGGAGCAGUUGCUUCAACAGUCUUUACCAAUGGUGGUCUCGUUAGAGGUUUCAUUCUUGGGUACAUAGCAACACGACGUGUCUAUGGACCUACAUACGGUGUAGAGCAUACAGUUCCCAGUAAUUUCUAUAAAUAUUUUGAAAUAAAUCAUGCCGUGGAAGCUUUCAUUGUUCUUCCCGGAGGAGUUGACACUAUGGAAGGUUUGUUUACCUUGAUAUCGUGGGCUUCUGAAGGGUUAUACAAUAGACCCAUUGGUCUCUUGAACAUUGACAGUUAUUUCAACAACCUACUCAAAUUUCUAGAUGAUGCCGUGAGGCAGAACUUCAUGUCUUUGAGUCAGAGGAAACUUUUCAUUUCUUCUUUCUUUGUCGAUGAGCUUUUAGACAAACUAGAGUUUGUUAAAGCUUUCUCGGGUCCAGGGGUUAGUUACGAUGAGUUUGUGAAUCAUGGAAGACUAAACUUAGAAUUGCAUCUGUAACUUUCCUUUUGUAAUCCAAGUUGUAUCUUGUGUUGCAAUGAUAUUAUCCAUAAAUAUUCUCCUAGGCUGUAUGGCUAGUGCGAGCUACAUUUUCUUCAUUCUUCAGUCUUGCACUGUUGGUUUCACUGUCUUGUUUUGUAUCAUCACCACGUCGUGAUCUUUCAUGUUAAUAGCGCAUACAAAUGAGUUCAUUUCAAAGUAAGGAGUAGUGAUUCUUGAUCGUCAGUUUGUUCAAGUUUCCUAACAGAGAAUUCUUAGUAUUCUGACCGUAAGUCAAUCUUAGAGAACACAAUGGAUCCUCUAAGCUGAUCAAAUAAGUCAUGAUACAAAGUAAAGGAUAAGGAUUUAU
Messenger RNA from Cuscuta campestris, 1743 nucleotides. The record is from the annotation of a GenBank genome assembly. NCBI's taxonomy places the organism in Eukaryota, Viridiplantae, Streptophyta, Magnoliopsida, Solanales, Convolvulaceae.